This is a messenger RNA of Perca flavescens (yellow perch), 3756 nucleotides long. RefSeq lists its product as uncharacterized. The coding region runs from base 394 to 3756 and encodes 1120 amino acids. The record is from RefSeq and is a predicted model, not a curated record. The transcript is spliced from 13 exons. Lineage: Eukaryota; Metazoa; Chordata; Actinopteri; Perciformes; Percidae.
GUGUCUCCACCAACAGCACACAGGACGGAGCCAACAGCGACGGUUUCCAGACCUGCCGAGCCUGAUGACUCCUCUGGGAUUGUUGCUUCUGUGAAAGCCACGACAAAGGCCCCGCUGCCGGUCCCUCCUCAGCUGCUCGCCCUCGCCCCACAGCUUGGGGUAGAAGAACAGGCGCCUAAUGUGUUGAAACAAAAGCCUGGGAUAACAUCAGCUCCAUUUCUUCCUGAAGAGUUACCAUCAGUGGAAGCACAGAGAGACACUGUCCCUGAUGAAGCUCUGCCAAGUCCAGCACCAUCUGUCCCUUUAGAUGUCCCACACCAGCCUGCAGCCUCUGUCCCUGGCUAUGCUCAGGAUGUAGCGCAGUGGAACUGCUCCCACCAGCAGAAAAUUUGGAUGAAGACUGAGCUGGAGGCGUUGGGGCUGUGGCCGGGGUCACGUCCUGUUCGUCAUCCUAUGAACAUGCUGUCCUUGUGGCGUAAUCCACCUCAGCCUGAGCUCAUAGACUCAAUCUCUGAGCUGCCAUCACCUAAAUACUGUCAGCUUCAUCCUUUUUUCAUUUGGAAGCCGGAGCACACAAUCAUGGAGAGGGUAAGGAACAAUUACAUCUUGCCCUGCCUUCAUGAUUGUCCCAACCCUCAGGUAGCUUCUUCUGGCAUUGGAAGGCCAAGAGUUAUCAUUGGCACCAGCGGCCAGUACUAUAUUUUAGCCUCACGGCUCACCUGCAAGGCCUGUAGGAAGUACUGGCAUGCUGACAAGCCCCAGUGGCUGGAGAAGCUACCAGAGCGCUUCAGCAACAUUGUUCCGGCUUUCCUAACUCACAAAAAGGCCAUCUGCAAAUCAGUAAUGGAUGAGAUGAGGCGCAGCGGCAGAUCACCGGAGGACAUGGCUAAGCAGCUGACGGAGGCACUCCACCUUAAAUAUGAGAGAGCCCACCUGGCCUACCUGCUCAGUGUGCAGAACAUCAGGGAUGCUGAGGCAGGAGUUUACGGCCAGAGAACCAUCACUGGGCUUCUCAGACAGGCAGACACUCCGGCUCCAUUCGGUGGCUACUCCGAUGCUGACGGCUGGUGUGGAGUGUCUAUUUCUUCUCACUACCUGGUCGACUGCCUGGUCCGUGAGUUUCAACGGCAGGAGCAGCUCCUCACUCUGUUGCUACAGGGGACGUUUGGACAAGUACUCAGGUCAGAUCACACACGCAAAGUGGCUAGGAAGGUGGUGCUGUCAUCCGGCACAAUGUCUUCCUAUGCCAUAAUGAAUGAGAACUGGAUGAUCUUGAGCUGGGUGAUGCUGCAGUCGGAGUGCGAUCGGUCCCUCUAUCCUCUGUAUGAGGGGCUGUCUCGGCGCUACACUGCAGCUGGAGUGAGGAAGGCAAGCUACCACUGGGUUGACAGGGACUGCUGUGCUGCCUUCAAGGUCCUGGACCCUGGUCAUCAGGAGCAGCUGCUGUGGGACUGCUGGAGGACAUCAGAGGCCACCGUGGCGAAGGCGACCUCUGGCAACCUUGCCAACAACAGUGCCUCGAGGAGCAAGUUUAACAAAGACAUCAGCAUCAAGUUAGACUUGUUUCACUGCAUGAGGCGCUUUACCAGGGAGUGUGUGUCUGAACAUCACCCUCUGUUCAGCUCCUUCUGCCAGUUCCUCUCUGCAGCAUUUGUUGUGGUGGACCAGAGGGAUCUACAAAGGCUCACAGAGGCAUACACCUUCUGUGGAAUCUCUCCUGCAAAUCCGACAAAGCAGCACAUAAGAGAGCACUGCAGGACAAAGGUGCCACAGCCGAGGGAGCUGCUGCAGAGGGUUGAAGAUGUGUUGCACCACUUCUACCUGGCAAAGGACGCCAAUGAUGUGCCCCUGUUUAAGGCCUCCAUGCUGAAGUUGUGGAGGAUCCAACGCGUCCACAUCCUGAGAGGCUGCCUGAGCGACCCUGACGUCGGGGAGGGAAUUCUCUACAGGUAUGGUGGUACCUUGCAGCUCAACUACAACAAGGGUGCAGGAGCCGCUGUACCUGUUUGGAUUCCAGUGAGAGGCACCUCUCAGCAGGAGGGCUUCCACUUUCACCAAGCCCAGUGGGUGACAGGCAACCGGGUGUCCUGUGAACUUUUCCAGGCCCAGGCAAUGACUGGAGUGGUGCGGUGGAACUUCCAGAGGCUGGUGGACAUGAAACAGCCUGGUGUGGAGCUGCCAGCUGUGUUCGACCCCCUGUUAAUUUCAGGACUGAACACAGCCUCUGUCAAGGUGACAGGCCAAGCAAAAUAUCCCAGGCUGCAAAAUACAAACAGGGACACAGGGGAGAGAUUUGGACUGCAGUUUGUGGAGCCAGGUUGUCGUCCUGUUGUGUUGAACUGGGACAAGCACAAGGUACAGCCCAACAUCCCAGCUGCUGUAGCCAUGGAGACAGAGGAUCACUGCCCUGCUGCUGUGGUGGACACAGACUCUCAGGAGACCAGUGAUGAGCCAGUUGGAGUGGUGCCCAUCCUAUCUUUCCAGCAGGGCUCUGAAACCCUUUCCCAAUCCCAGCAGUCCCAGCAAUCCCAGCAGUCCCAGCCAUCCCAGCAGUCCCAGCAAUCCCAGCAGUCCCAGCAGUCCCAGCCACCCUUGAUACCAGCUGCGGCCAGAGCCAAAUCAGAGACUCAGUCUUUGAUGGAUACAGGGGUAGCACCGCUGCCUGUUUCUUCCUCUCCCCGGGCCGCCCGCACUGGACCAAUCAAGACGGGAGGCCUUGUUCAAGUCUUGGACCACAGCCGGUGGACAGAAGCCAUGAGAGCUGCCAUCGACGGGCUUCUGGUUAAGCACCAUGGGUCAAAAGACUUUCUGAAGCGGGUGGACGCAGACUAUGCUGCCAUGGUCCAGAGAGCGUGCACUGACCCCAACAGCCUCCUUCAUCCAACCACAUGCCAACAUAUCUCCAGAUAUGUAAAGCAUCUGGCCAAAUUAAAAAACACCAGCUCCUCCCUCAAUACCAGCCCAGAGAAAGUUUUGAGACACAGCAGCUGUGGCACAGUGUUUAAGACAUAUGCAGACGAAGGCCUCACAAACCCUCGGAUGUCUUUUGAGGACUUUGCUGCGUCUCCAUUCUUUGAGCGGGAGCUGGAGGGCGCCAGACAGAGGGGGGGGGCUGAGUGGAGGAGGGUGGCAGAGGAAAGGGCAAAGAGGAAGUCAGAAGUGCAGCUUCCAACAGGUCGCCUGUGCAGGUUCUGUCAUCAACCCCUAAAGCAAGGCCCUGACAGCCCUCACGAGUUCCUUAAAGUGCUCCUUUCAUCGCUUGACAAUAUUCCCAGUCAAGGUCAGGAGUUCUUCUGCCCUGCUGAACACAGCCUGAGUCAAGGCCUGCUUUGCCCUCAUGAGUCGUCGUCAACGGUUUGCCAGAACUUCCUUGAGGCCAACCGAAAUUCCUCCUUCAUAGCCUCCAGCAGAAAUCAACAUGUGGAGUUCCUUAAAGUGCUCCUUUCAUCGCUUGACAAUAUUCCCAGUCAAGGUCAGGAGUUCUUCUGCCCUGCUGAACACAGCCUGAGUCAAGGCCUGCUUUGCCCUCAUGAGUCGUCCAAAGCGGUUUGCCAGAACUUCCUUGAGGCCAACCGAAAUUCCUCCUUCAUAGCCUCCAGCAGAAAUCAACAUGUGGAGUUCCUUAAAGUGCUCCUUUCAUCGCUUGACAAUAUUCCCAGUCAAGGUCAGGAGUUCUUCUGCCCUGCUGAACACAGCCUGAGUCAAGGCCUGCUUUGCCCUCAUGAGUCGUCCAACGGUUUGCCAGAACUUCCUUGA